AUGGCCAUGCUCCGACACCUCCUCGCUUGCACCUGCGUCGCCGCGCUGCGGCUCCCGGCACCGCUGCGACGCAACCCGCAACAAAGACAAAAACCGAAAGUCGCCGUCCUCGGCGGCGGCUUCGCGGGCCUCACCGCCGCGCGCCGCCUGAAAAACAACCGCAACGGCGCGAUCCCGGCGGCCGGCGCCUGGGACGCCGCGGGCGCGGCGCGCGACCUCCGCGGCGACGCCGUCUUCGACUGCCGCGGCCUGCGGCCGUCGGCGGCGUUCGGCGACGACGGCCUGCCGCCGGGCUGCGUCGGCCCGCGCGGCUGGGUCGCCGUCGACGACUCCUGGCGGCUCGCGGACGGCGCGGGGAACGCGGUCUUCGACGGCCGCGUGUACGUCGUCGGCGACGUCGCCGACAAGCCGCCCGCGCAGCGCACGGCCGUCGACGCCGCCGAGGAGGGCGAGUACGCCGCGGCGUGCAUCGCGCGGCACGCCCGGGGCCGGCGGCCGCCGAAGCCCUACGCGCCGCCGCCGAGCGUCUGCGCGAUCUCGCUCGGCAAGCGCGACGGCGUCGUCGUCGCCGGGUCCCGCGUGCUGCUCCGCGGGCGGGCGGCGGCGGCGGCGAAGGGCGCGGUCCAGUACUGGGCCGUGCGCUUCCUGCCGAAGCCCGUGACGGUGUGGCGGCGCGCGCGGCGGUAG
Aureococcus anophagefferens is the source of this 687-nucleotide messenger RNA. RefSeq lists its product as hypothetical. Gene Ontology annotation, molecular function: NAD(P)H dehydrogenase (quinone) activity. The record is from RefSeq and is a predicted model, not a curated record. Bases 1 to 687 code for a protein of 228 amino acids. The transcript is spliced from 2 exons. Lineage: Eukaryota; Pelagophyceae; Pelagomonadales; Pelagomonadaceae. Gene Ontology annotation, biological process: aerobic electron transport chain.